This is a messenger RNA of Cyclocybe aegerita, 264 nucleotides long. NCBI's taxonomy places the organism in Eukaryota, Fungi, Basidiomycota, Agaricomycetes, Agaricales, Hemipholiotaceae. The record is from the annotation of a GenBank genome assembly.
AUGCUCGUCCUCUCCAAUGCCAUCUCAAUCAUGAUGACUUCGUUGAUGAACGCUGAGAACGUUCACAUAAAGCAGCGGACCCUUUUCCACCCGUCGCUCCCUGCCGGAAGCUUCCAUCUGGCCGUGGUUGAGAGUUGGAUGGAGUACUCACCCUUCGAUUGGACCAUUGUGCAACAGACUUGUUCCCGUGCUAUGACGCAAGGCGCGACCGUCGCGAAGCGCAUUUACUCGAUAGAUAGAGAAGGCUUCAGAUACGCAACUUGA